This is a messenger RNA of Boleophthalmus pectinirostris (great blue-spotted mudskipper), 1842 nucleotides long. It is a transcript of the gene nog2, whose product is annotated as noggin 2. The record is from RefSeq and is a predicted model, not a curated record. Gene Ontology annotation, biological process: dorsal/ventral pattern formation; osteoblast differentiation; negative regulation of BMP signaling pathway. Bases 611 to 1243 code for a protein of 210 amino acids. The transcript has a single exon. NCBI's taxonomy places the organism in Eukaryota, Metazoa, Chordata, Actinopteri, Gobiiformes, Gobiidae.
UUCAAAGUGUGGACUCAUCCUGCGGGGAGAAACGGUGCGCAACGAGGGCGCAUCUCGUUGCAGGACAUUCUAAGCACUUUUGCUUCUCUGUGUAAGGUGCACAUCUUGGGAUUUGAAAGGCAACUGUCAGUGCGCGUGGAUCGCGCGUCCUGGGACCUGGCUAGUGCUGAGCGCGUCAGGCGACGUGAAAAAGUCAAACCUCGGUUAGAAAGACACAUGCGUAAAAAUAUCAGUGUUUUUUCAAACUUUGUUAAGUCGGCUUGUUUACUGUGGAGACGCCGUGGAUCUAUUCAGUCCCUGCACACAGCACUCAGUCGUUUAGAGUCUCCGGAGUAACCAUGACAACAGAGAGAGACCCCAAGUGAAUCCAAGUGAGCGGGGCUGACGCCGGAGCGAGCGUGAAAGAGUGAUUUUGUUUGUGCGUUUUUUGAUCAGACUACACAUCAUCAGCUGUAAAGCACCCCAUGUCAUUCAAACCGGUCGCGGUCUAUUAAAAGUAUCGCCUUGCUGGUGACUGAACCUCUACUAUUUAUGAAGCCCAGGGCCAGUGGUUGCAUACAACACAGGCACCGGGCAAAGAAGUGAACUGUUACGCGAUAGAAGAGGAACGAUGGCGCUCUCGCAGACGCUCCUAGUUUACGUGUUCCUGUGCGUCCACGUCGGGGUCUCCUCCCAGCAUUACCUACGCCUCCGUCCAUCGCCCAGUGACCACCUGCCAGUGCCUGACCUCAAGGAGGACCCGGACCCGGAGUACGACCCACGGGAGCAGGACUUGGUGGAGAGGACUUUGAGGAAAAAGCUGGGCAGCAACUUUGACCCUAACUUCAUGUCCAUCAGCUCACCCAUGCUGGUGAACCUCUCGGACACACAUAUGAAGCCACACGGGCCGAUGCCCAACGAGAUUAAAAAGCUGGACCUCACUGAAACCCCGUAUGGGAAGCGGGUCAAAGUGGGGAAGAAGGCGAGGAGGAAAUUCCUGCAGUGGCUGUGGACCUAUACGCAUUGCCCUGUCGUGUACACUUGGAAGGAUUUGGGCGUAAGGUUCUGGCCACGUUACAUAAAAGAGGGGAAUUGUUUCUCGGAGCGCUCGUGCUCCUUCCCAGAGGGCAUGUCUUGUAAACCAGUCAAGUCUAUCAAUAAGAUUUUUCUACGAUGGUACUGUCAAGGCUUCCUCAAACAGAAGUACUGCACGUGGAUACAGGUGCAAUACCCAAUCAUCUCAGAGUGCAAAUGCUCGUGCUAAUCCUCACGAGGAGGAGGAGGAGGAGGUGUGGACUGGAAAUACGGUUUUCUAUUGCACUGUUAACUAUUACAAAAGUGGGCACCAUAGCAAAUCUAUUUUUUUAUAUAGCAUUUUAAGUGAAAUAUCAACAUUGUACAUAUUUAAGACAAAUGCAGCUAUUUUUUUCUAAUUGAUCCAGGACCAUAUUUUAUUCUGCGGAAAACAUGAGCACUUCAUAUGGAAGAGCUUUCUUUUUUAAAAAUAUUUUUACAUUAAGAGACUUUGAGAAUGGAUUGCUAUACACUUCUUCAAGAAGGGAACUUUUCAACUGAACUGACUGUUAUUUCACUGCAAUGCUGCCUAGAGGUUUUUGUAUAUUAAUAUCAAUAAUUAUUAAAUUGUUUAAAAAGUUGAGGCUAAAGAUAUAUAUAAAGGCGUGAACUCAGCUUUUUGGAAUACAUAGUAUUGUAGAAAUAAACAAAUCUGUAUGUUUUAUUUAUUAUUUUAACGAUUGUGAGUAUAGAGCAUAAGGAAGAGAAUAGCAGAGUAUACCAGAAACAAAAAUAUGGGAGAUGUCUACUUGAAUAUUGCUAAAAUGAGAAAAAAAAUAAAUAAAAAAG